AUGAUGACCAUCAAGAAAUAUGAAAUCUUCGCCUUUCUGGUUGCCGCCCUUUUUUUCGUUGUGGGAUUAGGAAUGUGGAUUGCGUUCUGGCCAAUUUUCAAUUCAGAGCUUCGAGCGAACUACAAACUACAAGCAAAUGCAGACGGAUCUCUUAAAUAUGCAGCCUUUCUAUAUGCAAAUCCACCCAUGAAAAACGUUAUGAAGUUCAAUUUGUUUAAUGUCACAAAUCCAGACGAAGUCAAAUAUUUUGGAGCCAUGCCAGAACUCAUCGAAGUUGGUGGAUAUGGAUUUUUGGAAUCCGAACAAAAGAAGUACUACGAUUUCAGUAGUGAUAAGACACAAAUGUUCUAUCAGAACUACAAACAAUACCAUUAUAGCCCAGAGGAUUUGGAUGAGGGGUUCAGCUACGAUGACAAUGUUUUGUUCGCAAAUUCUAUAGGAGAAGGAGCGGUAGCCACAAUAUUUGGCCCACAAUCAGAAUUCAGUGAAACUGCACAACUAAUUGCGUCUAUUGGUCUAGUUAUGGUUGGAGAAUACCCUUUUAUGUCUAUCCAAAAAAGUCAAAGACGUGUUAUUCGACGGCUUUUUCGAUCAAUCGUUACAAUUAUGGGAUAUGGAGAACAGUUGAAUUACAUUCCCGAUAUGAGAACGUUUGCUUAUCUUUCUGGGUACAACAACUCUUACGAUGAAAAUUAUUGGAUCAACACAGGAUAUGAAGACUUUAGUAAGCUGGGAUUUGUAGGGAGCUGGGCCGGGCUCAAAGAGCUCCCGGCUUCGUUCUGGCCAACCGAAGAAGCACGGAAGAUUAAAGGGCCAGAUUCCGGAAGUUUAUCUAAACUGCACUUGACUAAAGAUGAUGAGCUUCCAUUCUUCCUAUCCUUCAUGUGUAGGUCAUUCAAAAGGACCUACUGGCAGGAAAAUAUGGUAGAUGGAAUAAAAACUAUGGCGUUCGCUGUUCCACACAAUGAGUUUGAUACUACGCUAGAAGAAAAUGCAGGUUUUCGAUAUAAGAAUUCGGAAAAUGUGGAUUAUUUCCCAGAGUGGUGUAAUGAAAAAACCUCAUCCAAUUCAUCAACGGACUGUCGAAAAACGGCUAACGGCACUUAUCUCUUGCCGCCAGGCUUGUUCCCGCUGGUCUGCUAUCCGGGUCAUAAUGCGCAGCCGCCAUUCACGGUUCUUGUGUCUCCUCCGCACUUUUUGUAUUCGCCACCGGAAGUGCAACAUAAGCUUUCGGGAAUGAGCCCGGACCCCCAGAAACAUAAGCCAAUGGUUUUUCAUCAAGAGAAGACAUCCGGCACAGCACUCCAAGUUGAUGUUAGGUUCCAGGUCAACUUACCUGUUGUCAACAACAAAAAAACAAUUAUGUCAUCACAAAUGCCGAAUGUAAUAAUCCCGCUAUUUUACGAGGACUCUCACGCGGUGUUAAAAGACUUUGUCAUGAAUACCGUCUGGUUGGGAGUAAUCAUCGUGCCACGGAUUAUUGAGUAUUUGAAAUUUGUUCUCAUUUUCAUUUCCAUUGUCAUUCUGGCAGUUUUACUAGUGAUACGGGCUAGAGUUAAGGGUACAGUGACGGUUGUGUAG
This is a messenger RNA of Caenorhabditis briggsae, 1581 nucleotides long. RefSeq names its product Protein CBR-SCAV-5 (gene Cbr-scav-5). The record is from RefSeq and is a predicted model, not a curated record. The transcript is spliced from 11 exons. Gene Ontology annotation, cellular component: cytoplasm; membrane. Gene Ontology annotation, molecular function: scavenger receptor activity. The coding region runs from base 1 to 1581 and encodes 526 amino acids. NCBI's taxonomy places the organism in Eukaryota, Metazoa, Nematoda, Chromadorea, Rhabditida, Rhabditidae.